CCGCCGUUCUUGCUACCCCACUAUCUUUUCGCAGUUGUGUGGAUGCCAAGCUCCAGUUCACAACUUUUUGGCGGGGCAGAUGGAAGGGCAGGACCCCGCGCUGCAUUAAUGCGACUCUGCUGGUAGGCUGCCUUGCGACGAGGAGGGGCAGAACCUUUUUUUUUUUUUUUUUUUGCGCCUGUCGAGGGUCUAUCAGUUACCUGUAGCUUAAAAAGCCAACCAACUCUCUGUCCCACAGCACUUCUUUUCUUACUUCUUCACCGCAUAUUCUCCUCCUCUCACAUCUCACUCUCGACCCGUCUCCCCAGUCUUUUACCAAUUCAAAUCAGACACAAUGGCCAUCGUCACCGCUGAAGAGAUCUUCGCUACCUACGACCAGCUGGGUGAAAUUGAGGCUCAGUUCGACGAUGUCGAGACCGAGAUUAUCCGCCACCAGUACAACCUUUCCAAGGACCUCUACGUAAAGCGCGCCGAGAUCGUCUCCAAGAUCGAGCACUUCUGGCCCCUUGUUAUCGAGCAGGCCCCCGAGGACAUUGACGCCUUCAUCCAACCCACCGAUGCUCAGAUCCUCCUCGGUUCCAUCAAGUCCAUUGACGUCAAGCGCUUCGAGAUCGACACCCCCGUUGAGGGCGGAGACCCCCGCAGCGUCUCCAUCAAGUUCGAGUUCGAGGAGAAUGACUACUUUGAGGACAAGGUCCUCGAGAAGAAGUUCUGGUGGCGCCACGGCAAGGACGGCUUCGUCGGCUAUGUCAGCGAGCCUGUCGAUAUCAAGUGGAAGGACGGCAAGGACCUGACCAACGGUCUCUUGUCCCUUGCCAAGGCUGCCUGGGAGGAGGAGAAGGCUGCCCCCAAGAAGGAGGGUAAGGAUAAGAAGGAGCUUACCCCCAAGCAGAAGGAGCUGAAGGAGAAAAUCGAAGCCGAGGACGCUGGUUCUGUGAGCUUCUUCUGCUUCUUCGGCUUCAUUGGCGAACGAGUCUCCGCCGAGGAGAACAUCGAGGCCCUCAAGAAGGAGGCCGAGGACCGCAAGAAGCGCCAGGCCGGCGAGAAGGUCGAGGAGGAUGAGGAGAUGAAGGAGGAUGAGGAUGAUGAGGAUUGGGAGGACGAGGAAGAGCUUGACAUUUUCCCUGAUGGCGAUACCGUUGCCAUGGCCAUUGCUGAUGACCUCUGGCCCAACGCCCUCAAGUACUUCCAGCAGGCCCAGGAGAGCGACGACAUCAGCGAUGGCGAGGAUGAUGAGUCUGACGACGAUGAGUCUGAGGAGGAUGGCGACAAGCCCAGCAAGAAGCACAAGGCCUGCGCCCACGGGUGCAAGCACUAAGUUGCCGUAGGUUGAGGAGUGUUAGGAUACCCAUUUCGUUGCGUGUUUUUCAGCGCAAAUCGUGUUACUGUUAUGAUGUAUAUAGAGGAUAGACAAAAAGGAGGUUAUGAAGGAUUUCUCUGGGUCAAG
Molecule: messenger RNA, 1447 nt
Organism: Podospora bellae-mahoneyi
Lineage: Eukaryota; Fungi; Ascomycota; Sordariomycetes; Sordariales; Podosporaceae
Exons: 3
Coding region: 335-1318 (327 amino acids)
Biological process (GO): nucleosome assembly
Cellular component (GO): nucleus; chromatin
Molecular function (GO): histone binding; chromatin binding
Source: RefSeq, a predicted model, not a curated record